UCUCACUUACUUACCUCAUCUAUACACCAAACCAAACAAAACAAAAAAAACCCUAAUCUAAUCGUCUCCCUCCCUCACUCUCUCAGUCUGCUCUCUCUCUCUCAGUUUCUCGUUGUUCAUCUCUGCACCGAUCACUCUCUCACUCUCUCGUUGUUCAUCUCAUUGCACCGAUCAUCGCACCGCCGAUCUACUCACAGAUUAGUCUCAUCUCUCUCUUUCUCUCUCUCUCUCGCCCCGAUCGACUCACAGCAAAGACGAGUAGACAUGGAAGUGGUGGGAAUCUUCGUCUCUCCCUUGCUAAAAGCUGUGAUUAACAAGUUGUUGUCCUCUGAUUUAAUCAACUUGCCACGUCAAGGGGAUGUCGACACUUCCAUCAAGAAGCUGAAGAAGUCAUUUGAAGAUAUAAACGAUGUUCUUGCUGAUGCAGAGGAGAAGCAGAUAUCCAAGGAGGCUGUCAAUAAGUGGCUGAAAGAGCUCCAGCAUUUGGCUUACGAUGCGGACGAUGUGCUGGACGAGUUUGCCACUGAAGCUCUACGCAAGAAGCUGAUCAUGGCGGAGACUGGUGCUGAUGCUGAUGUUGGUGAGGCCAGCACAAGUAGGAAGGUACGACGAUUCCUCCUUCCUACUUGUUGCACUGGUUUUACUCCACGUGCGAUUUCAUUCAAUUUCGCAAUUGGGUCCAAGAUAAAGAAGAUCAAUGAUGAGUUACAAGAUGUUACUACAAGAAUUAAGGAACUUGGUUUGGUCAAAAAGGCUAUUGGGGGGACUCAUAAGCCUACAAAUGCGUGGCCGAGACGAGAAACCACAUAUUUGCUGGAUGAUCCUUUUGUUUGUGGCAGAGAUGAAGAUAAAAAACGGAUUGUUGAUUUGCUUCUUAGAGAUACACUAACUCAAAACAAAGUCGAUGUCAUUCCCAUCACCGGCAUGGGUGGGAUUGGCAAGACUACUCUGGCUCAACUCAUUUGCGAUGAUAAUGGUGUCAAAAACCAGUUCGAUCUGAAAGCGUGGGUUUGUGUACCUGACGAGUUUGACGUUACGAGAAUAACAAAGGCAAUUCUGGAGUCAUUCACUCUCGAUUCAUGCAAUUUGACAGAGUUAAAUGCCCUUCAACGUAAACUUCAGGACACACUGGCAGGAAAAAAGUUUUUGCUUGUCCUAGAUGAUGUGUGGAACCAUGAAGGUGAAAAGUGGAGUUCACUACAAUCUCCAUUUCGAGCCGGAGCACAUGGAAGUAAAAUCAUUGUGACAACGCGAAUCACGACUGUUGCGCAACAGGUGGGUACAACUGAACACCACGAUUUGAAAGAGUUAUCACCUGAUGAUUGCUGGUCAAUCUUUGCCCAACAUGCAUUCAAGAAUAUAAAUAUUAGUGAACAUCCAGAAUUGGAAUCAAUUGGUAGGCAUAUUGUUGCUAAGUGUGGAGGCUUGCCACUGGCAGCAAGGGCCCUCGGUGGCUUAUUACAAUGUAACCAAAAUGAGCAUGAAUGGAAAAUGGUACUAACUAGCAAUAUAUGGGAUAAAUCAUACGAGGAAAGCCGCAUUCUCCCAUCACUGAAAUUGAGCUAUCAUCAUCUCCCUUCCCAUUUGAAGAGGUGCUUUGGUUAUUGUGCAAUUGUCCCAAAGGAUUACGAAUUUGAGGAGGAUGAAUUAGUCUUGUUAUGGAUGGCAGAAGGUUUAAUUGAACACCCAGCAGAUGGAAAACAAAUAGAAGAUGUAGGCCGCAAGUAUUUUCGCGAAUUGGUGUCUAGGUCAUUUUUCCAAUUGUCAAGGCAUAAUAAAUUGCUAUUCAUAAUGCAUGACCUCAUCAAUGAUUUGGCUCAAGCAGUUGCAGGGGACAUCUGUUUUAGGUUGGAGAAUAAUUUAGAGGGUGGCAAGCAGAACAAGAUUUCAGACAAAGCUCGACAUUCAUCUUAUGUUGGUAGCCAAUAUGAAGGAAUCAGAAAAUUCAAAGCUUUCAAUGAUGCCAGAUGCUUACGAACCUUCUUAGAGUUUUUGCCAAGUAGAUUCUUCAACUACAAAACAAGGUACUUGAUUCAUGAUCUGUUGCCAGUGUUAAAGUGCUUACGUGAGUUGCGUUUGUGUUAUUCUGGGAUAGACGAACUACCAGAUUCCAUUGGAGAUCUAAAGCAUCUACGGUACCUUGAUGUAUCCCAUUCUCGAAUUAAGAAGUUACCCGAUUCGGUGGUAACUCUCUACAAUUUACAAGUCUUGUUUUUGAAAUUUUGUGUUGAAUUUCAGAAGUUGCCUCUAAACAUGGGGAGGCUAGUGAACUUGCGCCAUUUUGACAUGACUGGCGUGCAUAUUCCAUCAUCAGAAGAGAUGUCACUACAUAUAGGUAAAUUAAUUAAUCUCCAAACAUUGUCAAAUUUUAUGGUGGGUAAAGAUUGUGGGCGUAAAAUAGGAGAGUUGAAAAACCUAUCACACAUUCGAGGGGCAAUAUACAUAUCAAGAAUGGAGAAUGUCAAUGGUGUUAAGGAUGCAGUGGAUGCCAAUUUAAUGUCUAAGGAGGAGUUAAAAGAGUUAUCACUAGAAUGGGAUGAAUCUCAUAGUUCACACAAUGACAUAGUUGAGAGGGAUGUGCUUGACGUGAUGAAACCUUUCAAAUUGUUGGAACGACUCACCAUCAGUGGGUAUAGCAGUACAAAAUUUCCAAACUGGGUUGGAGAUGUUUCGUUCUCUAAAAUGACGUUCAUGCAAUUAAAAGGUAGUAAAUGUUGCACAUCUUUGCCACCACUUGGACAGCUACCCUUGCUUAAAGACCUUUACAUUGAAGGAAUGAGUGCAAUAAAGCAGCUGGGUUGUGAGUUCUAUGGGAAGCAGCAUGGUGCCAAACCAUUCCCCUUUCUAGAGACACUAAGCUUUGUAGAUAUGCCAGAAUGGGAGGAUUGGUCUGCUUUUGAAAUAGAGGGAGUUCAGCCGUACCAUCGGCUCAGUGAGCUUUCGAUCAUAAAUUGUCCCAAACUUGUUGGAAGAUUACCAAAUGAUCUUCCUUGUCUCAAUUCUCUCAAAAUUGAUGGUUGUCCAGAAUUGUUGAUUGAUGUUUCGAGCCUCGUUCAACCAUCACUUGCGUUCUUGUCCAUGACUAAUGUUACGCUCCCAAGCCUUCCAGCACUCUUAGGGACGAAGAACACGAUUGAACUUGGUUCCCUCACCUUGGAUAUUAGCCAUGUUACAGUUCUCGACUCCCUCAGCAAUCCAAGCACAACUGAUGAAGAGUUACUGGCUAAUGAAAUGUCUAAGCAAUUGACUUCAAUAACUGCUUUGCGAAUUUCUCAUGUUGAAAAACUGGUGUUCCUACCGACAUGGUUUACUCAAGAUUUGACGCGAGUCGAGAAAUUGGACAUUAGUAACUGCCAAGAACUCAAAACAUUGUGGCGGAAUAAGGUGGGAAUACAAGUAUGUCUCCCUACCCUCUGCCAUUUGAAGAUUUCUCAUUGCCCCAACGUCGUUUGCUUGUUUGAAAAAGAGCAAGAAAAAAGAGGAGAAGGUUCGAAAAAGCAGCAACAUGAGGGGCUGCCUUGCAUGACGAGACUCGAGUAUUUAACAAUUGAAGAGUGUGGAAUGCUGAAGAUACUGCCACAAGAUCUGCACACAUACACAUCUCUUGCGGUGCUUAGAAUUGAUGGUUGUGCAAAUCUGAUGUCUUUUCCAAUGAAAGGUUUGCCAUCUAUGCUGAGAGAACUAAGCAUUUCAAUGUGUAAUGCUUUGACGUCCCUACCCGAGUUGAUGAAAGUCAAUAAUCUGCAAGAGUUGCGGGUUUCUUACUGUGCAUCAAUCACAUUUUUAUUGUCAAGAGGUGGGCUACCAUCCACACUAAAACAACUUGAGAUUGGGCAGUGUGAAAAUCUGGAGUCACUUUUUGCAGAGGAAGGGAUACAAAUUGAUUGGCCAUCUCUUGAAACUAUUUGUAUCGAAUUUUGUCCGAAUCUGAAGUCCCUGUCACGUGGUGGUCGUGAUGAGAACAGCAACAUCAACCAACUCACUUCUCUUCAAAAGCUGGGUUUAGUUGAUUGCAGAGCAGAGAUGGUCUCCUACUUUGUCAAGGAAGGGAGUUUCCCCACCAACAUCACUUCACUUGAAAUCGGGAGGUUCAGAGUAGACGACGUGGGUCAACUUCCAGUUCCGCCUCCAUCUCCAUUAGAGUGGGGUUUGCACAAACUCUCUUCUCUUACAACACUCGAACUUGUAGGCUUACAUGGGCCGUGGGGAAAUACGGUGUCCUUUCCAGAAGAAGGGAUGCUCCUGCCCACCUCUCUCAUCAAUUUGACCAUUUGGAACUUCCGAAAUCUGGAAAGAUUCUCUUAUGAGGAGUUUCAAAACCUCACCUCUCUCCAAACACUUAAUAUCAGGAAUUGCCCUAAGCUCGCGUCCUUUCCAAAGGAAGGGUUGCCUCCCUCUCUUUUGCAUCUAUUGAUCUUGGAGUGCCCUGAGCUUGCGACCUUUCCAAAACAAGGCUUCCCUCCCUCGCUUUUGUCACUGGCGAUCUGGGGAUGUAAUCCAAUACUGAAACAGAAGUGUGAAAAGGGGAAAGAAUAUUGGCCCAUCAUCCAAUACAUUCCUCAAGUAUAUUUAGAAUGGUAUUAAGCAGCCAACUGCAAGAUUUUAGGGUCUUUGCUUAGAAUGAAUGGCUGGCAGACUGAAGAAUUUUAUUAUCCUUAAAAGACAACAAUGCUUCUCUCCCAAACCGUGUUCUUCAUUCACAAUCCGAGCUAGAAGGUGCCUUUUCUCUUGAUCUUUCAUUUUUCCUAUACUGCUGCUUCAAUUCCAGGGCUUUGUUGUUGUGGAAACAAACUUUAGGAUGUAUGCACGCUCAUCAUCUAAACUGCACUGCAAGUUUUUGUGCCUCUUCUCAAGGUAGCUGUUGAGGAUGCUUGAGACUUUGCACAACAAUAUGGAGGUUUGUCAUGGGAAAACUUUAAAAAAAAAAAAAAUGCUAGUACAGGUAGAAAUACCCAUGCACAUCUAACAAUUCCCUCGUCGUCAAAGGCAAUAGAUUUUGUGUGCAAUCUCCAAGAAAGGGUUUGAAGGGAUUUGAAUGUUUGGUGUGUGAUGAUUUGGAAAGUUUGACGGAUUCCACGCCGAUGUAAAGUUUUCUCCCUUAUUGAUGAAAGCACUGGUGUCAGGAAUGGAAUGAAGCUCUCAUCACAUGGUGCUUUUUGGAUUUUGAAGCUGAGUUGAUAUGUAAAAUCCCUUUUUUCCCAAGGCUUGCUAAUGACAUACUGGUUUGGCACUUUACUAAAAAUGGCCUUCUUUUUUUCUCUUAAUCAGCAUAUUAUUGGGAGAUGGAUUUGCAAAGAAGAGAAACACGGUUCAGUUCUUCAGAUGGUAAGCAGCAGAUCGUAGCUACCUAAAAAGGAAUGAGUUUUUAAUGGGCAUUUUGGUAGAAGAUUUAGCUGCUGAAAGUUCUGAAUAAAGUGAAAAUGUUUGGAUGGAAAAUCUAUUCGAAUAUCCUUCUUGUUCAAUGAAACUUAAGUACGUGCAAAGUAAUUCAAUUUGAUGACUGCUAACUUGUACAUUAGUGGCAAAUUAGAGAUGUUUUUGGUGGUUUGAGUAAGCUUACAAUGUGAUUGACAAUGUUAGCAUUGUAGUCAUUCACUUCCACACCCAACACAAUUUGUGGAUCAAUGCAGUUCUUGGCCCUUUUUAAGUCUCUUGACACAUCUUCAUUUGUAACUCUGCUUAGGUAGCUGAUUUAUUAGAAUUUGACUUUCUUCUAGUCUUUGCCACAAGGGCCUCAGUGUUCACAUGGUAUUCACUUUUCAAGAGCAUUCUUGAGAGACAAUAUGUUUUGUUACUUGCUCAUAUAAAUGAUGUAGAAGCACAAUUACUUGAACAAAGUUCUGAUCCUGUAUUCAA
Camellia sinensis is the source of this 5856-nucleotide messenger RNA. The record is from RefSeq and is a predicted model, not a curated record. Lineage: Eukaryota; Viridiplantae; Streptophyta; Magnoliopsida; Ericales; Theaceae.